Frieseomelitta varia is the source of this 2812-nucleotide messenger RNA. RefSeq names its product cytoplasmic dynein 1 intermediate chain-like (gene sw). The transcript is spliced from 14 exons. NCBI's taxonomy places the organism in Eukaryota, Metazoa, Arthropoda, Insecta, Hymenoptera, Apidae. Bases 174 to 2345 code for a protein of 723 amino acids. Gene Ontology annotation, cellular component: cytoplasmic dynein complex. Gene Ontology annotation, molecular function: dynein heavy chain binding; dynein light chain binding. Gene Ontology annotation, biological process: transport along microtubule. The record is from RefSeq and is a predicted model, not a curated record.
UCGUCUAUGUUAUUAGUACCAAAUAUUGAAACAGUAGCGCUGUUGUUACAAUGUAAAAGGUUUGCAUGUCGGGCGGAUCGAAUAGACGAUGUAGAAGUUGAAACUAUCAUAAUUUUUGACGUUCUUACCUGUGAAAUACAUUGUACAACAAGAGGUAUUAACAAAGCAGCACAAUGAUGUCUGAUAGAAAAGCAGAACUUGAAAGAAAAAAAGCCAAACUUCAGGCUAUAAGAGAGGAAAAGGAAAGACGUAGAAGAGAAAAAGAACAGAAAGAUGUUGAGGAAGCUACUGUACGUGCUGCAGGAGCAGAUAAAGAUCAUCGAAAAGAAUUAGAUGCUAUGCUUUCAUCAUUGGGUGUAGCACCAGUAUCAGAUGUUUUAUCCAGUUUAUCUAGUAUGAAUUCUUUGACUCCAGAACAAAGUGCUAAUGCUACCCCUGAUGCUAGUUUACAACCAUCGAGUAUAAAUUCUGCUCAAAGUAGCAGUGCUAGGAAAAAGAAUCGUGAACUAACAAUUGUUUCUGUGGCACAUACAAAUAUUCCACCAAAAGAACCAGUGGUUUAUACUAAACAAACGCAAACUAUUCAGACAUCGCACACAUCUCACGACGGACUGUCCGCAUCUUCUUCUGCGUACACCAUCUACUCGUCCUGUUCAACAACAACACCAACUCACUCUUACUCCGCAGGCUACUUUGAGACUGACUGGUGGCGUCCCAGGAAAGGUGGGUCUGCACCAAACUACCUAUCUCAUGCAUUCGACUAUUACGACGAGUACAAUCUAAAUCCUGGUUUAGAAUGGGAGGACGAAUUUACAGUUUUGACAUUUGAUGAUGGCCAAGCCGAAGACGAAGAGAACAGCUUGCCGCAUAUGGAUGGUUUCCAGAGCAAGCUUCCUCCAGGAAUUCUUCCUCAUGGUUUGCCACAAGUUAAGGAAGUGCAGCCAGCAGUUACACAAGUGGAACAAGAAAAAGAAAAGGAAAAGCCUAAAGAAGUACAAGAACUCAGCGAAGAAGAAAAACAAAUGAUUAUACUGUCAGAAGAUUUUCAACGAUUCCUUGAUCGUACUAGUAGAAUUGUGGAAAGGGCAUUAGGAGAAUCUGUUAAUAUUUAUAGCGAUUAUACUGGUACUAUGGAUGGUGAAGAUGGAAUGGAUGAAAAGAGUCAUCAACGUUUAUGGUUAAAUCGGUGGUUCUUCUGUGAUCGGUGGUCUCGCAAUCGUUGUGUGACCUCGAUGGAUUGGUCGCCUCAAUUUCCAGAACUUCUUGCAGCCUCCUAUAACAAUAACGACGACACUCCAAAUGAUCCUGAUGGGGUGUGUUUGGUUUGGAACACGAAGUUCAAGAAAACAACUCCAGAAUUUAUUUUCCAUUGUCAGUCUCCAGUUAUGUCGACAACGUUUGCGAGAUUUCAUCCUAAUUUAAUCUUGGGAGGUACUUAUUCUGGACAAAUCGUUCUCUGGGAUAAUAGAGUACAAAAGAGAACUCCUAUUCAACGCACUCCACUAUCAGCAAGCGCACAUACUCAUCCUGUGUACUGUCUAAAUGUUGUUGGGGCACAAAACGCACACAAUUUGAUAAGUAUAUCAACCGAUGGCAAACUGUGCUCCUGGAGUUUAGAUAUGUUGUCACAACCACAAGAGACAUUAGAACUUCACACUAAACAGUCGAAAGCUAUUGCUGCCACUUGUUUAGCAUUUCCUUAUGGAGAUGUUAAUAAUUUUGUCGUAGGCAGCGAGGAAGGAACUGUUUAUUCCGCUUGUCGUCAUGGUACAAAAGCUGGAGUAUUAGAUUCUUACGAAGGUCACCAAGGACCAGUUACUGGAAUUAGCGCACAUGCUGUACAAGGUGGCAUAGAUUUCUCACAUCUAUUCUUAACAUCAUCCAUUGAUUGGACAAUUAAACUUUGGAGUUUUAAGGAGAGUAAACCUCUUUACUCCUUUGAGCACAAUGGUGAUUAUGUUUAUGACGUUGCGUGGUCACCGACCCAUCCGGCUCUAUUUGCUGCCGUCGACGAUUCAGGACGAUUAGAUUUAUGGAAUCUCAAUCAAGAUACUGAAGUACCUACUGCCAGUAUUGUGAUUGAUGGUAAUCCAGCAUUGAACAGAGUUUCAUGGACACCGAGCGGUUUACAUGUCACUGUUGGUGAUGAUACUGGAAAGAUUUGGGUGUAUGAUGUUGCUGAGCAUUUAGCACAUCCAAGAAUUGAUGAAUGGAAUAAAUUUUUGUAUACUCAACAAGAGUUGAAACAUAACAAAGCGGAUGAAGAAUUGCAUAAACUUAAUUUAAGAGAGCCCACUUCUUUGACAUCUAUACCUCCGCUGCUAGCGACAUGUCCCUUGAGAUAAAGGUAUAAUUUUCUUUAGAAAUUAUUGCUAAGGUCGGCUUGAAUACUUUAAAUUUAAAAAUCAAAUAAAUUUAUAUAAUAUCUAUAAUCCUAAAAAAAAAUCUUAAAAGAAAUGAAAGAAAAGUGUAUCACACUAUCUGUAAUUUGUAGGUGUAUUUUUAAUUAAAAUAUCUUUGUUCUGUAUAAAUUAUUCAACAGCAAGAUUAACGUAUUAGUACUUUGUUCAUACGUAACUGCUGUGCAUUGGGUAUGCUUAUAAUGGUUAUAAAUUUCACGUGUCCAAUAGAAACAAUAUGUUUAUUAAAUAAAUUUAAAUCAGUAGUUUAUUAAGGAUGUGUGCAACAUAUCUAUGCAUGUAAAUAAUAAAUGCUAUAAAGCACGAUUUAAGUCGAAAGCAAGAAAUAAGAAAGUAAUUAGAAAUUUGACAUAAUCACGAUCAUAUGCAUCAGAUAACUUGUAAUAUAAUUU